Oryzias melastigma (Indian medaka) is the source of this 1970-nucleotide messenger RNA. It is a transcript of the gene mbd2, whose product is annotated as methyl-CpG binding domain protein 2. Lineage: Eukaryota; Metazoa; Chordata; Actinopteri; Beloniformes; Adrianichthyidae. The coding region runs from base 450 to 1235 and encodes 261 amino acids. The record is from RefSeq and is a predicted model, not a curated record. The transcript has 7 exons. Gene Ontology annotation, molecular function: DNA binding.
UUUCUGUUCGUGACAGUUCGGUUCUGGAUGUUGGAGGAAACGUCCUCGAGUGACAGAGACUCUCAGCGAAUAGACGAUCUUUGAGAGGGUGCGUGUUUGUGUGCGUGAGGGUGCCGUGCGCGCGAUAUCUCAGACGUCACUGUCUGCUGUCGGGCCGGUUCAGUUUGGAUGAGACUUUACAGUUCUGAGAAUUUGAACCGAACUAAGUUGGUCUCCCGGCCCGGUGAACCCGGGAGCUCACGGUCCGGUCCGAACCCGGAGACUGUCGUUUGGGUCGAACCCGGCAAACAGGACCGGGACAGAGAGUCGGUGAUCGGGAGAGCAGCUAACGUUACGCCCGUGACGUCGGUCCCCAGCCUGCCGCCUCCCGGUUCGUGUGUGGGACGUUUGUUUGGACUUUUCACGGGACCGACCGUCCGGACCUUGACCCAGGACUCGGUAGGAGUGUGAUGAUGGAGAGGAAGAAGACGGACUGUCCGGCUCUGCCGCCCGGCUGGAAGAAAGAAGAAGUGAUCAGGAAGUCCGGACUGAGCGCUGGAAAGAGCGACGUCUACUAUUACAGUCCUACAGGGAAGAAGUUCAGGAGUAAGCCUCAGCUGGCCCGUUACCUUGGAAACGCAGUGGACCUGGCAUGUUUCGAUUUCCGCACUGGGAAGAUGAUGCCUGGAAAAUUGCAGAAGAACAAGCAGAGGCUCCGUCACGAAACCCUGAGCCUGGCUAAGGGGGGGAAGCCAGACCUGAACACAGCUCUGCCUAUCAGACAGACGGCUUCCAUCUUUAAACAGCCUGUUACCAAGGUUACAAGCCACCCCGGCAACAAGGUGAAGACGGACCUGCAGAGAGCUGUAGAGCAGCCCAGACAGCUGUUUUGGGAGAAGCGGUUAAAAGGCCUGCGCUCUUCAGACGUCACAGAGCAGGUCCUGCGCACCAUGGAGCUGCCCAAAGGACUGCAGGGCGUUGGUCCAGACCCGAGCGACGACACUCUCCUUUCGGCCAUUGCCAGCGCUCUGCACAUGAGCUCUGCUCCAAUCACAGGACAGACGUCUGUGGCUGCAGAGAAGAACCCGGCAAUCUGGCUCAACAUGUCCCAGCCGCUCUGCAAGACCUUUACGGUCACAGAUGAACAAAUCAGGGAGCAGGAAAUGAAGGUUCUGCAGGCCAGGAGGAGUCUGGAGGAGGCGCUCAUGGCUGACAGUGUGGCGCGGGCCGCUGAAAAUACUGGAGAGCUGCACUAAAGAGAGACGGCCCGGAGACGGACAGAGCUCCUCUCUUCACCAGCCUCAGGGUUAUCAUCGUCAUCUUAAUGCAGACAAUAAAUCAUAAGAAUACCACCUGCUGAAGGAAAUAUCACUGGCACUGGUUGUUGCCUCAGCGGCGAGUUGCCUCAAACGUUCUGUUGAGAAAAUCAUCUCCACAAGGACACGGCUCGGGAAAUCUGUCUGCAUUCUUUCCAGAGCAACAACAGCGACCUAAGAGCAGCAACUGUGUCACCAGCACUGAUCAAACACCAGUAAUAACAGCAACCGAUGCUGCAACUCAGGAAUGAUGUGGGCUAUGACUUUUACAAGCUCAAUGCAACCAAAGCCUUUCACCCUCUGUGUGGUUUACCAGCCAACUAUACAAAAACAAUGAUCUUUUCUUGAUUUCACAUGAGGGAUUCCCACAGUCCUCCUACUGUCUUACAUGUCACCUCUGAGAGCAGAACUCUCUAAUGCUUAAAGUCAGGUUGCAAACUGCUGGACGGCUUUUGCUAAUUCUACUAACGUUCAUUACGCUGUGUGAUGAUGUGUGUUUGUGGAGUCAGACGUCAUCAGGUUUAGGUCUUCAGGGGUUUUAAGUCAAUAAAAAAUCUGAAUUUACAUGAAUGCAAAACAAAGCAAUUUCUUAUUUAAAACAAAUUUUAUACAUUCAGUAAAUAUUUGUGUACAUUUCUUGUACUGAAGUAAAUAAAAUAUUAUAUUCACACCUGC